Paralichthys olivaceus (Japanese flounder) is the source of this 3510-nucleotide messenger RNA. The record is from RefSeq and is a predicted model, not a curated record. NCBI's taxonomy places the organism in Eukaryota, Metazoa, Chordata, Actinopteri, Pleuronectiformes, Paralichthyidae.
CUCUGCGAGGCCCCGUAUCAGCUGACGCGAUUCAUGACAGUCACCUGACAGCAACACAUUCCCCCUGCAUGCUCCCGUACUCUCGCCGAAAUCCCAUGGACGGCUGACUGGCGUAUUUAUAAAUACGGAUAAAGACAUAUAUUACACAUAAGUGAGUAUUCAGGACACGUUCAAUGGCGUUGUUUGGACGGAGGAAGUGAUCACUGGAGGCGAUUUGUGGCUAACGCAGCUAGUUAGCUAGCUAGCUUAGUGUAUGCCCCCCCUGUUGUCUCUGCUGGAUUCACUGUCACUGUUUGGGGUAAACAGGAAUUAAAAUGCCUCCGUCGGCGGCUGUCAUCAGUGGGAUCCAGAGGAUGGUCCUGUAUGAAACCAGAGCUAGGUAUUUUUUGGUGGGGAGCAAUCAGGCACAGACCAAACACAGAGUCCUGAAGAUCGACCGCACAGAACCCAAGGAUCUGGUCAUAAUAGACGAUAAGCAUGUGUACAACCAGCAAGAGGUUCGGGAACUGCUGGGCCGCCUGGACCUUGGAAACCGCACCAAAAUUGGCCAAAAGGGUUCCUCGGGUUUGUCCAGGGCUGUUUCAGCUUUUGGGAUUGUGGGUGAGUACAGUCCCUCUACAAAAAAUGCCAACACAUAUGUGAGGAUCUUUCAGAAUGUGGACCUCUCCAGUAACUUCUACUUCAGCUACAGUUAUGACCUGAGCCACUCGCUGCAGUACAACCUGACUUUGCUGCAGAGGCCUUUUGAACAGUGGCUGUCGGAAGCCACAGAGGAAGAGGUUCACACACAGAGUAAGCAGGACAGCUUCGACAUCUUUGAAGAUGAAGGUUUGCCUACACAAGUUGUUUACGGCCUCCAGAACGAGCCGUACUACAAAUACGUGUGGAACGGGAAGCUGCUGGAACGAGUCAAGGACAUAGUGCAUCAUGACUGGCUCAUGUAUAUAAUCCAUGGCUUCUGUGGCCAGUCCAAGCUUCUGAUCUACGGUCGGCCGGUUCACAUCACCCUCAUUGCAAGGCGAUCCAGCAAGUUUGCCGGGACCCGCUUCCUCAAAAGAGGAGCCAACUGUGAGGGGGAUGUGGCUAACGAGGUGGAGACAGAGCAGAUUGUCCAUGACGCCUCGGUUAUGUCUUUCACAGCAGGAAGUUACUCUUCAUAUGUCCAAGUGCGAGGUUCAGUCCCGCUCUACUGGUCUCAGGAUAUUUCCACCAUGAUGCCCAAACCCCCCAUACGAUUGGACCAAGCUGACCCAUAUGCACAUGUAGCUGCCCUCCAUUUUGACCAGAUGCUCCAGCGGUUUGGCUCUCCCAUUAUCAUCCUCAACCUGGUCAAGAAACGGGAAAAGAGGAAACACGAGAAGAUUCUGAGUGAAGAGCUUUAUCCAGCUGUGAUCAACCUAAACCAAUUCCUCCCCCCAGACCACUGCAUUGACUACAUUGCCUGGGACAUGGCCCGCUACACCAAGAGUAAGCUGUGCAAUGUCCUGGACCGUCUGAGUAUGAUAGCGGAGAAUGUGGUCAAGAGAACAGGUUUCUUCAUUAACCAAUCCAACUUCUACUGUCAUACCCUCAGACCUGACGACAGAUGGGGAGAUGUGGGUGGACACAUCACAGCCAAUGGACGAGUGCAGACUGGUGUGUUGCGGACCAACUGUGUGGACUGUCUGGACCGGACCAACACUGCCCAAUUCAUGGUGGGGAAGUGCGCAUUGGCCUAUCAACUAUAUGCACAAGGAAUGAUUGACAAACCCAAGCUGCAGUUUGAUACAGACUGUGUUAGGUUGUUUGAGGAGCUAUAUGAAGACCAUGGAGACACACUGUCUCUGCAGUACGGCGGCUCCCAGUUGGUCCACAGAGUCAAGACCUACCGCAAGAUCGCCCCCUGGACUCAACACUCCAAAGACAUCAUGCAGACUCUGUCACGCUACUACAGCAAUGCUUUCUCAGAUGCCGACAGACAGGACGCCAUCAACCUGUUUCUCCAAGUCUACCAGCCGUCAGAGUCCAAACCGCACCUGUGGGAGCUGCCCACUGACUUCUACCUGCAUCAGAAGAGCACCAUGGCCCUUCCCCAAGACAGACGCAGCUACACAUUGUGGUGGUCAGAGGGAAUCCUGUCCUAUCUCCCUGUUCCCUAUGAUGAAGAAAAAAUUGUUAAUGAGAGGAAGAGUCUGGAGUCAUUCUGGAAGGCAGCUCUCAACAAGAGCAGUAAAGAGGAGACGCUCCUCCAGAGAAAGACCGCAGCUAGCGCACCUCCGCCCCCGAGUGAGGAGGCCAUCUCCAGCACAUCGGAGGACGACUCCGAGGAGGACCGCGACGAUGACGGAUCCGUAUCCCAGCGCUCUACCCCGAUCAAACUGCUAACAGAGUCUGGAGAGAGCACACGCACGCAGGAGGAGCAGCAGCAGACAGUUAAGGAGCCAUAUGGACUCAGCCUGGCCAAGUUUCCUACUGAAAAAGACAUGCUCAUUUACGAAAGUUUCGCACGUCUGGGCGAGAGCCAGCACAAAGUCGAGAGAACUGAACAAAUAAACUUGGCGAACAUCGUCUGCUUAGAGCCGGUGUCAUGCUUCGCAGAGGACAGCAUCUACGGAGUUUCCCCCCCGCGGGUCGACAGAGACAGCCGAGAUGUGUUCGAGAGCCACGUGCUGACCAGUCAGGGUCAGGUGAGGGCCCUGUGCAGGGAUGACAUGUUGAUGUACAGGGAGUAUGUAAAGAACAGAUACAUGUGAGACGUGGACUCAGUCACUGACAUGUGUUUUUUGAAUGAAUGGCUGUUGUCCUGCACAUUGUUUAUACUUUAACACGUUUUGGUUUCAAGAUUUUUGCUUCAAGGAAGAGCAAUAGAUAUUUUCUUUUGGCUUAAUUAACCCACGUCUUGAAUUUUCUUUCCUCCUGUUGAGAAAGGCUCAAAUCCAGAAAAGCCACAACAAACCGCCUUUAAGACCCUUUUUAUUACUUCUUUGUGUUAUUUUCAUCAAAUGCAUUUUAAUUUCACUUUUUACUUGAUUGAAGAAAAUGUGCCGUUUAUUUCAAAACUGUUACCUGUUUUGUCUCAGUACUUGAAUCCUAAAUUCCUAGUAACAAGAUGGUCAGCUGUCUCUAUAACACCCACCUUUUUCACUUUGUGAAAUCAGCUUCACGUCACUUGAGCAUUUAAAAUGUUUUUUUAAAAGUCCUCACAAGAUUGUAUGUUUCUUUGUUUUUUUAACUGGUCAGAAACAUUGGUCUUAAAAGUCACACAUUACUGUAAAUCUACAUUCUGGUAAUUUAACUUUUUAAGGUCAGUCACGUCUUAUUUCGAACAUUUGAUACAACCUCAAUUGUUUGUUCAUCAUCAGACAAAACUCCUGAUACCGUAUGUGUAUAUAUAUUGUGGGUUUUAUCAUAAAAUACUCAUUCUCAUACAUUCUCGGUUGACAGAACUGCACAGAUUUCUUUUGUGUCAUGCAUUUCUGAGAUUUCAGCCUCUUACUGUGUGUACUUCUAAAUUAAACAUUUAUUUAUUAA